UCCCGCGCUUCCGUCUCCGGGACGCGCCGGCUCCCGCUGCUGCCGCCGCCACCGCCGCUGCUGCUGCUCGGAGGCUGGAGGCGCCCGCCGGGCGGUGUCAUGAUGAGGAGCUUCUCAGAAACAGAAGUGGAUGAUGAGUGGAGAUGAAGAAAUCAUACAUUUAAGAAGUUGGCUCAAGUUUCCGUUACAGGCAUGGAAAGUUUCUGAGACCAAGCCAUGCGAGAAGAACAUGAGUAAAGAAGAGGGAGAUGUAGACCCAGACUUUCUAGAAGGGAUUGCAGGAUUUGAGAGGACGCUGCACAAACGUCACUGCCCACCCCCAGCAGAAUUCUUUGCUUAAGAGGAGGCAGAUUUUCACCUACUGAAUAAGAGUCUGGACUCGCAUUGAUGCUUCUCAGUGUUGUCUUGUGUGCUCUCCUCCUGUGCCGGAGUGAAUUUUAUCCCCGGACUGCCUGGUGACAGAACAUCGCAGUCCUACCGGUUUGGAAGCAAAAUAUGGAAUGUGUUUCACUGCUGACCGAAGGCAGCCAAAUGAACAGUAUUUAUAGUAGUUCGAAAAUCAGCAGUUAGCAGUUUCUUCACAUUCUAACACUACCCAGCACUUUCCAGAGAGAACUCAUUGUUUACAAGAAAUCUGCUUUCCAAAUCCGUGGCGGUGCCCUCCAGCCUUGACUAUUAACUAUUUGCAAAGGGGAAGCUAAUCUACACUUUGGGGAAAGAUGGCAAUGGAUGAGUACCUGUGGAUGGUCAUUGUGGGUUUUAUCAUUGCUUUUAUUUUAGCUUUUUCUGUCGGUGCGAAUGAUGUUGCAAAUUCUUUCGGAACGGCCGUGGGCUCUGGUGUUGUUACUUUACGCCAGGCUUGCAUUUUGGCUUCAGUUUUUGAAACCACUGGCUCAGUGUUACUGGGAGCGAAAGUAGGAGAAACAAUUCGGAAAGGUAUCAUUGAUGUUAACCUGUACAACAACACUGUCCCGCUGCUGAUGGCAGGAGAAGUGAGUGCAAUGGUUGGUUCUGCUGUUUGGCAGCUAAUUGCAUCGUUUUUGAAGCUCCCAAUAUCAGGGACCCAUUGCAUUGUAGGUGCUACGAUUGGAUUUUCUCUGGUGGCAAUUGGCACGCAGGGUGUGCAGUGGAUGCAGCUUGUCAAGAUUGUUGCCUCUUGGUUUAUUUCCCCACUGUUAUCUGGCUUGAUGUCUGGAAUCCUAUUUGUGCUGAUCAGAUUCUUCAUUUUAAACAAGGAAGACCCCGUGCCCAAUGGUCUCCGCGCGCUCCCGGUGUUUUAUGCUGCUACCAUAGCUAUUAACGUGUUUUCUAUCAUGUACACUGGGGCUCCAGUACUGGGACUGAUCCUGCCAAUGUGGGCCAUUGCUCUAAUAUCAAUUGGUGUGUCCUUAGUGUUUGCUGUCUUGGUCUGGAUUUUUGUGUGUCCCUGGAUGAAGAGAAAAAUAGAAAGCCGGUUAAAGAAAGAUGCUGCACUGUCAAGGAUAUCAGAUGAAAGUCUUGAUAAAAUUCAGGAAGAAGAAACACCAGUCUUUAAAGAGCUUCCUGGUGCCAAAGCAUCUGAUGAGAGCACGAUUCCCCUUACUGGCUCAGUAACAGAAGCUGCUGGGGCAUCAGAUAAUAUUGCAAAUGGAAACCAUCCACGUGUGCCCUAUGGAAGGGCAUUUUCGGUGACGCACACCUCGGUGAAAUCACCUGUUUCCAACGGCACCUUCAGCUUCGAUGGCCACGUGAGGAGCGAUGGCCACGUGUAUCACACUGUGCACAAGGACUCAGGUUUAUACAAAGACUUGCUCCACAAAAUACACCUGGACAGGGCCAACGACGAGAGGCCCACUGCAGAAAACAACUACAAACUCCUACGGCGCAACAACAGCUACACCUGUUACACUGCUGCUAUCUGUGGCAUGCCCGUGCAUUCCUCCUUUAAGGCAGCAGAUGCAUCUACUCCAGAGGACAGCGAGAAGCUGGUGGGGGACACUGUUUCCUACUCCAAGAAGAGAGUCCGCUACGACAGCUACUCCAGCUACUGCAACGCAGUGGCGGAGGCGGAGAUUGAGGCGGAGGAAGGCGGGGUGGAAAUGAAGCUGGCCUCUGAACUCGCGGAUCCCAACCGGCCCCCCGUUGAUCCCGUGGAAGAGGAUAAGGAAGAGAAAGACACCUCUCAGGUCCAUCUACUUUUCCACUUCCUCCAGAUCUUAACAGCCUGCUUUGGAUCCUUUGCCCAUGGAGGCAAUGAUGUCAGCAAUGCCAUCGGUCCCCUCGUCGCACUCUGGCUUAUCUACGAGCAAGGUGCCGUAAUGCAGGAGGCAUCCACUCCCAUCUGGCUGCUGUUCUAUGGAGGUGUUGGCAUCUGUGUGGGCCUCUGGGUCUGGGGAAGAAGAGUUAUCCAGACUAUGGGUAAAGACCUCACUCCAAUCACACCGUCAAGUGGAUUUUGCAUUGAAGUAAUGUGUGCGCUAACGGUACUUGUAGCCUCAAAUGUGGGUAUUCCAAUAAGCUCCACCCAUUGCAAGGUUGGCUCCGUGGUGGCCGUGGGCUGGAUCCGCUCCAAGAAAGCCGUGGACUGGCGCCUGUUCCGCAACAUCUUCCUGGCCUGGUUUGUGACUGUGCCCGUGGCCGGCCUGUUCAGCGCCGGCGUGAUGGCGCUGCUGAUGUACGGGAUCCUGCCUUACAUCUGAGGAGCUUCCUCUGCUGGGAAAAGGGGAAAUGGCCGAGCUACAGCCCAUGGGAGAAGCGUUCCCGUGAAAGAAGCAGUCGGAGAGGAUCCAUCUUCCAUACCUAACUUCUUAUCUACUGUACAUAACAAUGUGUCAUAUUGGUGACAUGGUGAUGUGGUGCCAUUUCUUAUAUAUUAAAGAAAUAUAUAUGCAUAUAGUAGGUAACAAUACCUAAGUUAUAUCAUCAGUGGGGUGAAAAUAAUUGCCUAGAACUUAAUAUUUAGUAAAAUUUGUACAUAGUGUAUCAUUUUGGUGGCUAUUUUUUAAUCUUUUGAAGAAGAGUAUGAAUUAGGAAAUGUUUCUUGUCCAUUUGAUAUAAGAAGAAGCGAGGUACAGGACUGCGUAAUACAUGACUUUUUUUAAAGCUAUUAAGAUACUGGAACAAAAUAAAAUGUGCAGAAGUGCUUUUCAUGAAAUAACUUUGUUCAUAUCAUCCUGAUUUUCGUGUAUCAUAGCGUGAUGGUUAUGGCUGUGUAAAUACUUAUGAACAGUAACUUUUAAAUGGUGCAUUUCCCUUAUAUAUUUUGGAUAAGAAAGUUUAGGAAGUACCAAAGAAGCAGGGGAAUAGCUUGCCGAUAUUAUGUUGUUGUCUCCACGUGUGUUGUGUUUCCCCACCUCUGAUUCAACGUUGUUUCACCAAGCUCUGGCCAGUGAGGCCGGGGUAGUACUGUUCAUGUCUUAAUGUAACUUUAAAAAAGAAAAGCGCACACAAAAAAUUAGUUCUCGUACUUAGUAGGCAGCCCAUGGCUCUCCACAUUAGCUGAUAGUAGACUGACUUCAUUUUGUGGGUUGAUACUCGAGUAUCUCACUGCUCACCUUCUACCUUCCCCCUUCAAGUGUCAGCUCCCGGUUGCCCUGCUGUGGGUUCCUGCGGAGCGCCAGCCUCCCUCCUCCUCCUCUCCAUCAGACACAGCGCACUCUCAGGUACAGGAGCGGGGCCUGGGGCACCCCCGCGUGCAGAGGGAAGGGCAGCAGCGGCGGGACAGGGCUCAGCCCUGGCUUUGUGCCUGGCGGCCAUGGGCGCCCACAGGAGUGCUGAUCCAUGCAGGGGAGGGCGUGAGCAGGUGCUGCCUCCCCCCUGGCAAGUGCCGUGCCAGCCACAGCCAGCCAGCCUCCUGCUGUGCUCCUGCAGCAGGGAGGGGACGGGGGCCUGGCCCUGUGUGGAUGGAGGUUGAAUGGUAACCAGCAUUUGGGAUGAGAUUUUUUUCAUGGCAGCUCAGGGGAAAAUGGCCAGCUACAUCCCCUGCACGCCUUUGGAAAGCACAUUUGAGUGAAAGUUACUGAUUUAUGUGUGGGAGGCAAAGGGCAAGGGGUGCCCAGAGGAGGUUGGGAAUCUAUUACUGUUUAAAUGCUGCUAAAAUUUUGAUAAAAUGUUCUUGGUACUCCAUUGUGAUUUUUCCAUUGGUCAUUCAUACCAAAUUUAUAAUAAAAAGAUAAAC
Melozone crissalis (California towhee) is the source of this 4156-nucleotide messenger RNA. It is a transcript of the gene SLC20A2, whose product is annotated as solute carrier family 20 member 2. NCBI's taxonomy places the organism in Eukaryota, Metazoa, Chordata, Aves, Passeriformes, Passerellidae. Gene Ontology annotation, cellular component: membrane. Gene Ontology annotation, biological process: phosphate ion transmembrane transport. The transcript has 13 exons. The coding region runs from base 720 to 2678 and encodes 652 amino acids. The record is from RefSeq and is a predicted model, not a curated record. Gene Ontology annotation, molecular function: phosphate transmembrane transporter activity.